Molecule: messenger RNA, 402 nt
Organism: Dentiscutata heterogama
Lineage: Eukaryota; Fungi; Glomeromycota; Glomeromycetes; Diversisporales; Gigasporaceae
Source: the annotation of a GenBank genome assembly
AUGUCAUCCACUCAAAAAUUAUCUCCACCUCCUGAUUCACCACCUGAUUAUUACUUUCAUAUACAUGUUUUGGUAUUGGCUACACAAAGUGGAUUUUUUAAUCAAUUAUUUGGUCCGAUAAAUCUUCAUUCUUCUUCUUCACAAUUACCCAGUACAUUAUAUGUACCAAUACCUUAUCCUGAAUGCUUUGGUACUAUAUUACAUUGGUUAUAUCAUCAUGAUGAUGAUGCUUGGUUAGAUGAUAUAACCGAAGAAAAUUUUGAAAAAUUUUAUUGGAAUAUAAAAUUUUUAAAAUUGGGUAAAGAAGCUUAUGACGUAUUGGAUGAAUGGCUCGACGAGUGUCUAGAAGAUGGUCUUAGCCUCGAUUGUUUUGAAAACACAGAAAUUAUUCAAGAUUGGUAA